CCAGAAGCCCUCGUUGCAUCACUUCCGUGUUUACCACCUAGUGAAAUAUGGUGAAAUGAGAGUAAAAUCUGACAUGUCCUACUGUUGCUAGCUAAUAUUAGGACUCGGGAACGCUCCUUUUACUCACAACACAACCUCCAAACCAAGCGUAGGAACCUCAAGCCUUCCAAAACAGGAGCUGUCACUCAGAUAUUAUGAUGCGUAACAGACAGAGGGGAUCUAAUCUUGGCCUGCUCCUGCUGGCCUCUCAGGUUUUCCAGCUGGGAAUCGACAACAUCCCACCUGUCACUCUUGCAACGCUGGGCCUGAACGUCUAUUUGUUCCUGUUUCCUGCCAAACCCCUCCUACGGACGUGUUUGAGUGUUCGAGAGGCUUACUGGUACAGAGACUGGAGUCGUCUGCUGCUGUCGCCGUUUCACCAUGCUGAUGACAUGCACUUGUACUUCAACAUGGCCUCGCUCCUUUGGAAGGGCAUCAAACUGGAAAGGAAACUGGGAGGCGCCUGGUUUGCGUACCUGCUCUCUGUCUUCUCUCUGCUCACCGGAUUGGUCUACCUGCUCCUGGAGACGGGACUGACACACAUGACAGAAGACUCCUCAUAUAGUUUACAGUGUGCAGUGGGCUUCUCAGGUGUUCUGUUUGGGCUGAAGGUGGUGAAUAAUCAUUAUCAUCCAGGAGGGGCCACAUACAUCAUGGGGCUGCCUGUAGCCAAUCGCUACGCCUGCUGGGUAGAGUUGGUCCUCAUCCAUAUCAUGAACCCUGGGACAUCAUUUGUCGGACACCUGGCUGGGAUCGUGGUCGGUCUGCUCUACACAACUGGCCCACUAAAGAGCCUGAUGAAAACCUGUGCAGGCUUUGUGACAUCUAAUGGGCAAUAUGGAGGGCAACAAACAUACUACAAUUCAUCAGGAUACAGUGGAUAUGGCACGCCGUAUCCACCAAACUCUGGCGCCCCCUACAGGCAGCAGUAUGACACACGCACGCCCUCUGCACCGCCCCAGCAUCCCUAUACAGCAGGUCUGUCAGAAGAUGAGCAGUAUGAGACAGCUGUCAGGGCCAGCCUGAAUGACAGAGGUCAGGUGGUCAAAAUGACCAGUUGAUACUUUUAAAAAUGCUUUGUC
Molecule: messenger RNA, 1121 nt
Organism: Sinocyclocheilus grahami
Lineage: Eukaryota; Metazoa; Chordata; Actinopteri; Cypriniformes; Cyprinidae
Product: rhomboid-related protein 4
Exons: 7
Coding region: 195-1100 (301 amino acids)
Cellular component (GO): membrane
Molecular function (GO): serine-type endopeptidase activity
Source: RefSeq, a predicted model, not a curated record